AACACCAACACAGAGAAACACCAACACAGGGACCCUCUGACUCAUUGUUAGGAUUUCUUCUCUCAAUAUAGACUUAUCCUAAAAGAAUACAUUUACAAUAUGAUGUGCGUUGAUUACAUCUUGAGUGUAUCUUUAGAUUUGAUCUGUUUUGUUUCCUAUCAAGAGUAUGGCUACAUUUAUGUUUGCAAAUUUAGAUCAUGCAUUUAUGGACUUAUAUUACACUUAACCUGUGUUAUUUCUUUACAGAUAUGACAUCACUCUGAGACCAUGUAUAAUACAACAGGAGCUACCUUUCAGAGGCUGUAUGGGGUACCUGUGAAGGCUGUCCUGUACAUGACACCAUGUCUUCUCUUCCUCUAUGUAAAUGGUGUUAUGCUGUUCACCUUGAUGAGUAAGCCUGUCUUUCAGGAAACCACUCGCUAUAUUCUAUUUGGCCAUUUGCUUUUCUCUGAUUCUCUCCAGCUUACUAUGAGUAUGGUGAUGUAUAUGCUUGCUGUGACCAGACUGAAGAUGAUUAGCUAUGUUUGUAUGGUUAUGUCUUGUUCUGCGGGAAUCAUUGCAAUAAUCUCCCCUUUCAACCUGGCUGUGAUGUCACUGGAGAGGUAUGUGGCCAUCUGCUUCCCACUGAGACACGCUCAGAUUGCCACCUGCAGGAGGACACAUGUGGCCAUCGCUGUGACGUGGGUCUUGGGCUCCUUAAACUCUCUCAUUGAAGUCUUUGUGUUUGUUACAAUUGAGUCUACACCUUUUACUAUGCAGAUUUUCUGUAGCAGGUACAAUCUAUACACACAACAGAUUUAUAUAGAGUUAAACAUAGCUUUCACCACGUUGAAUUUUGUGACAGUAGGUGUCAUCAUUAUCUACACGUACAUCGCCAUCCUGGUCACAGCUAGGUCUGUUUCCUCUGACAAGACUUCAGCCAGUAAGGCCCACAAAACAGUGCUCCUACACCUGAUUCAGCUGAGCCUGUGUCUCUCCUCCACCCUCUUUAACACUAUUAACACCCUGAUUCACUGGCACAUGGACCCUGUGGUAGUGAUGCAUAUUCAGUAUGUUCUGUUUGUAGGCCUCAUAAUCUUCCCCAGGUGUCUGAGUCCCCUCAUAUACGGCCUGAGAGACCCAACAUUCAAACACAUCUUCAAAUAUUAUAUUGCCUUCGGCUUCGGAAACUCAGUAAAGCCAGUGGUGAUUGUAUCAUGAUGUACUGCAAAGAUACAGAGAUCUGUGUAUGUACUGUAUUUACUUUUCAGUCACUUGUACCUUGAGUGAUUAUUUUCUAAGAAAUAAC
Molecule: messenger RNA, 1288 nt
Organism: Oncorhynchus nerka (sockeye salmon)
Lineage: Eukaryota; Metazoa; Chordata; Actinopteri; Salmoniformes; Salmonidae
Product: odorant receptor 131-2-like
Exons: 1
Coding region: 268-1200 (310 amino acids)
Biological process (GO): G protein-coupled receptor signaling pathway; detection of chemical stimulus involved in sensory perception of smell
Cellular component (GO): membrane
Molecular function (GO): G protein-coupled receptor activity; odorant binding; olfactory receptor activity
Source: RefSeq, a predicted model, not a curated record